CAGUUUUGCUUCUUUCAGAGCCCAGCCUCCGGGGGCACCCGGGCCGCAGGGCCCCCCCCCACCAAGACCCGGCCCUGCAGCUCGGUCCACUGUGGCCACCGGCCGGCAGGGCACAGUCCAGCCGCUGACCCAGGAGCCAGGCCCAUUUCCUGAAUGUCCGUCCGCUCGGCUGGAGCCCAGCCGGAAGCCUCCGCGCCGUUCAGCAUGUUCUCCAAGGCGGCCCCCUCCCUGCUGGAAGCCCUGAGCAGCGACUUCCUGGCCUGCAAGAUCUGCCUGGAGCAGCUGCGGACGCCCAAGACGCUGCCGUGCCUGCACACCUACUGCCAGGACUGCCUGGCGCGGCUGGCCGAGGGCGCCCGGCUGCGCUGCCCCGAGUGCCGCGAGACCGUGCCCGUGCCCCCGGAGGGCGUGGCCGCCUUCAAGACCAACUUCUUCGUCAACGGGCUCCUGGACCUGGUGAAGGCCCGUGCCCGGGACCUGAGCACGGACAAGCCGGCUUGCGCCCUGUGUCCCCUCAUGGGGGGCAGCGGCGCCGGGGGUCCGGCCACCGCCCGCUGCCUGGACUGUGCCGACGACCUGUGCCAGGCCUGUGCCGACGGGCACCGCUGCACCCGGCAGACCCACACCCACCGCGUGGUGGACCUGGUGGGCUACAGGGCCGGCUGGUACGACGAGGAAGCGCGCGAGCGCCAGGCCGCGCAGUGCCCGCAGCACCCCGGGGAAGCGCUGCGCUUCCUGUGCCAGCCCUGCGCGCAGCUGCUGUGCCGGGAGUGCCGCCUGGACCCCCACCUGGACCACCCCUGCCAGCCGCUGGCCGAGGCCGUGCGCGCGCGGAAGCCGGGCCUGGAGGCGCUGCUGGCGGGCGUGGACCAGCACGUGGCCGAACUGGAGGCGGCGCAGCGCGGGGAGCGGGAGGCGCUGGCGGCGCUGCGGGAGCGGGCGCAGCGCGUGGGCGCGCAGGCCGAGGAGGCUGCCGAGGGCUUCCUGCGCGCCCUCCUGGCCCAGAAGAAGGAGGUGCAAGGCCAGCUCCGUGCCCACGUGGACGCCGCGGAGGAGGCCGCCCGGGCGAGGCUCGGGGAGCUGGAGGAACGGGAGGCGGCGGCCAGGGCAGCGGCCGGCUUCGCCCGCCGGGUGCUGAGUCUGGGCCGCGAGGCGGAGAUCCUCUCGCUGGAGGGGGCCAUCGCCCAGAGGCUGCGACAGCUGCAGGGACCCCCCCGGGCGGCGUCCCCCAGCCCCUACCGGCUGCCGGAUCUGCAACUACACCCCAGCCUCCAGGACCCCGCCUGCCAGUUCCUGCUGCUCUCCUUGGAGGAGCCUGAGCCCCCCAGCGCCGGGAGCCUGGCCGGCGCGAAAGGCGAGGGAAACAAGACCGAGAAGCCGAGCGCAGCCAAGCCCCCGAGUCAGGAGAAGACCCCCGAUGCCGGGGCCCAGACCCCGAAAGACGGCAGAGCCCAGACACCCCAAGACGAGUCUGAGAGAGCCCCGACACCCCGCGGCGGCAGGGCCCACAGGAAGGGGAAGUUCAAGGACAGGCUGAAGUCCGUGUCCAGGGAGGUCAGCCCUGCGCCGGGGCCCAGCCUGGAGGGCACCGGCCUGUUCGCCAGACCCGUGUUCUCCUGCAGCUUCCCCACGCGCAUGCCCGGGGACAAGCGUUCCCCCCGCAUCACUGGGCUCUGUCCCUUCGGGCCCCGGGAGAUCCUGGUGGCCGAUGAGCAGAACCGGGCGCUGAAGCGCUUCUCCCUCAACGGCGACUACCGAGGCUCCGUGCCGGUGCCCGAGGGCUGUGCCCCCUGCAGCGUGGCCGCCCUGCAGGGCGCCGUGGCCUUCUCAGCCACUGCCCGGCUCUACCUCAUCAGCCACGACGGUGAGGUGCGGUGGCGCCGGGCGCUGAGCCUCUCCCAGGCCAGCCACGCAGUGACCGCCAUGCCCAGCGGUGACCGGGUGGCCGUCAGCGUGUCUGGCCACGUGGAGAUCUACAACAUGGAAGGCAGCCUGGCCACACGCUUCAUCCCCGGGGGCAAGGCCAGCCGUGGCCAGCGGGCCCUGGUGUUCCUGGCUGCCACCCCACAGGGACACUUCGUGGGGUCCGAUUGGCAGCAGAAUAGUUUAGUGGUCUGCGACGGGCUGGGCCAGGUCAUCGGGGAGUACCGGGGGCCGAGUCUUCAUGGCUGCCAGCCGGGCUCCGUGUCUGUGGAUAAGAAGGGCUACAUCUUCCUGACCCUCCGAGAGCUCAACAAGGUGGUGGUCUUGGACCCCCAGGGCUCACUGCUGGGAGAUUUCCUCACGGCCUACCAUGGCCUGGAGAAGCCGCGGGUGACCACGAUGGUGGACGGCCGCUUCCUGGUUGUGUCCCUCAGCAACGGGACCAUUCACGUCUUUAAGGUUCGAGGCACUGACAGUUAA
Messenger RNA from Sorex araneus (European shrew), 2403 nucleotides. It is a transcript of the gene TRIM56, whose product is annotated as tripartite motif containing 56. The record is from RefSeq and is a predicted model, not a curated record. Gene Ontology annotation, cellular component: nucleoplasm; chromatin. Gene Ontology annotation, biological process: positive regulation of DNA-templated transcription; innate immune response. Gene Ontology annotation, molecular function: zinc ion binding; ubiquitin-protein transferase activity. The transcript is spliced from 3 exons. Lineage: Eukaryota; Metazoa; Chordata; Mammalia; Eulipotyphla; Soricidae. The coding region runs from base 154 to 2403 and encodes 749 amino acids.